This is a messenger RNA of Colletotrichum chrysophilum, 468 nucleotides long. RefSeq lists its product as uncharacterized. Bases 1 to 468 code for a protein of 155 amino acids. The record is from RefSeq and is a predicted model, not a curated record. NCBI's taxonomy places the organism in Eukaryota, Fungi, Ascomycota, Sordariomycetes, Glomerellales, Glomerellaceae. The transcript is spliced from 2 exons.
AUGGGCUUCCACUAUCCCCGACAUAGCGAAACGCGCAUCCAAUCUCGAGAUGGCUUCUUACGCUUCAUCGAGCGCUACCCGGAUCUUAGCCGUAGCGUUCCGAACAACAUCUACGCGGUCCCCACCCAUGAUUCACUUCUCGACUAUGGUACAUAUCGAACCAUCAUGACUUCGAGCGGCGUCCACUUCACAGAGGCCCUGCCGACUAGUUUUGAGCUCACCAAUGUCUCUGGGAUCAUGUGCACCUCUGAGCGCGUGCUUCUUCUUACGAAAGCUCGCGCCUACUUCGAGGCGGAGUUGAAAGACGUCCUACAACUGGGACAUCGCAUACGUCGAAUUGAUGAUACGGAAGACGCUGUAUAUAUCGACGACGAGUGCUUCGACUUUGCCAUCGAUGCCACCUGGGGCCACUACAGUAAACCCGAUAUCCCCGUUCUCUACGAGCCUACGUUCUCUAACAUUGGUUGA